Messenger RNA from Sycon ciliatum, 2906 nucleotides. RefSeq lists its product as uncharacterized. Gene Ontology annotation, molecular function: calcium ion binding. The record is from RefSeq and is a predicted model, not a curated record. The transcript is spliced from 12 exons. Bases 155 to 1951 code for a protein of 598 amino acids. NCBI's taxonomy places the organism in Eukaryota, Metazoa, Porifera, Calcarea, Leucosolenida, Sycettidae.
UAGAAUAUUAGGUGCUGGUAACGUUGAGGGGCCCACAAUUCUUGUUUCUCAAUCAAUUCCUCUCCAGUUGAUCAUCAGGUGUUCUCGAGUCCGAUAGCUAACCCAGUAGUCUGAUAGUGAUACUGCGAACUAACCUCUGGUGUCAGGUGUAGCUAUGCGCAGCCUACAGCUAGGCAGUAUCAUGGCAUACCUACUACUGUAUCUGGCUCCAUUGCUGCUGCUGCUGGUGAUGACGGUGAACUGUGGACAGGCUAUGGCCUCACCAACACCAGUGGUGCCGGACGAUGGCGAUACACCAGCUGCGAUGGUCACUGAAGAGAACAAUUGCAUGACUGAAUGGCUACUGAUUGCCAACUCCAGUCGUGCAAGAGCUCUCACCAUUCCCAACACACCAGCUGCCAUUCAAGCAAUGUUAGAUGAGAAGGUUGUCAAGCACCAACAGCAAUUCUUCUUAAGUCUCAUCUUGGGUUACGCACCGCAGCUUGCAGCAGACCUUAAGCACUGCAUUCGUCGAAGGCCGUCAUGCCCCACAGCAGACUUAACAAGCCGUCUACCUUGCUCCGUUGCUGGAGAAUGUGUGUUCAACGCAACACAACAGUCCGCUGUUUGUGUUUGUCAGGCAGGAAUGACUGGAAAGCAGUGUGACGUAGAUAUAGAUGAAUGUAAUGCACCAGGUCGUAACAAUUGUGACCAACCCGCAGUGGCAACAUGCUAUAACAUGUAUGGAUCAUUUCGUUGCGAGUGCAAUACAGGAUUUGAGGGCAACGGACGAGUGUGCGAGGAUCUAGAUGAAUGUACAGCUGGUGUACAUGAGUGUAAUGAACAUGCAAUGUGUAAUAACACUGUUGGAUCAUACUCUUGUUACUGUCAAUCUGGAUACAAGGGAGAUGGUACUAACUGCGAAGUCGAUCUGUGCGGAUCAUCUGCUAACAGCGAGCUUUGCUACCAAAUUGAAGAGGUUAAAACAUACAACAAGCAGCUGGAAGAGAAACUGGAAGCAAGGGAUCUUCAAAUCCAUAAGCUACUCUCCGACAUGAAAGUACUGACUACCAUAUUUGUCCAACAGAAGGCAAAGGUGGAUCAAAUGGAGAUUCAGAAUAAGAUGAAACUGCUCGCAAUUGAGGAGGAGAUGUCGUCAUUGAACUUAUCCCAACGAGCCCAGGAGAAGAAGACCAAGCAAACCUUCAGGACCAUCCAACAACAUUCUGCUCAGCAGUUUGGAGCAAUCAAUGCAACUCUGCAGGAAGAAGGGCAAAAGACCAAGCAGCACUUCAGGACCAUCCAACAACAUUCUACUAAGCAGUUUGAAUCAAUAAAUGCCACUCUGCAGGAAGAAGUUCGAAAGACCAAGCAACACCUCAUGAACAUGGGGCUACAUUCUGCUCAACAGUUUGCUGCAAUCAAUGCCACUUUGACGGAGGAAGGACAGAAGACGAAGCAACAUCUCAAGUCAAUGAAGCAACAUUCUGUUGAGCAGAUUGCAUCAUUAAAUGCUGCUCUGCAGGAGGAAAGAAACAAGUGUGGUAUUGUAUCAUGGAAGACAUUUACAAUGGAGACAUCGAGUAACCAUCGAAACCCGUUCAGUGGAGUCGUGUUCAAAAAGACUAGACCUGACACUGUUAUCAGAGUGGUGUACACAACCUCUAUUGGAUUUCAGCAUCCUAACAAUCACUGGCAUUGUGUGAAGGUGUCAGUGCGUAUCAACGGCAGAGACUGCUCAGACCCAGCCCCUAUCAGAAGUGGAAGCGCUGGUUCAACAGCCUACAAUCAAAUACAUGCUGGUGUUGUGAGUGGUAUUUGUAAUAUCAACACUUCAGGUCCACUGUCCUUCUCUACACACAUAGAGGCACAAUGCAGUACAUCCCGGUAUCACCUGGGUUACUACCCUGGUCCAGGCAGCAUCACAGCCACUCUGCAUAUCGAAGAACUUUGCAAUAAUCAACAGAACUAGAAGUCUGCCUCCCAAUUCCUCUGCCCCCCCCCUCCCCCUCUCUACUCUCUCUCUCUCUCUCUCUCUCUCCCUCUCUCUCUCUCUCUCUCUCUCUCUCUCUCUCUCCCUCUCUCUCUCUCUCUCUCUCUCUCUCUUUCUCUCUCUCGCUCUCUCUCUCUCCCCCUCACUCUCUCUCUCUCUCCCUCUCUUUCUCUCUCUCUCUCUCUCUCUCUCUCUCUCUCUCUCUCUCUCUCCCUUUCUACUCUCUCUCUCUCUCUCUCUCUCUCUCUCUCUCUCUCUCUCUCUCUAUCUAUCUCUCUAUCUAUCCCUCUCUACUGUCUCUCUCUCUCACCCCCAAGUUUCCAUCUCUGUAACAAUCUAGUAGUGUUUACUGUUUUCUGGUAGUCUCCCUGAGGCAGGCAACACGGCGUUAGAAUAUACAACUUGUUUCCCGUUUUUCUACAUUGUAUUCUGUCUAUUGAUCUUUCUAUCUGUCCACUUUUUCUACUUUGAAAUAUCCAUUUUAUCUAAUGACUCAAUCUAUCCCUAAUAUCUAUCCAUUCUAUCUAUCUGCAUGUACCUAGGUAUAAACCUAUGUAUGUAUGUAUGUAUGCUGUUCUACAUCUCAAAACUUCCACAAUUCGUUUUCCACUGCACCUCUGUUACCAGUAUGCAAUGCUUUCCUUGUAAUGCACAUGAUUGACUCUACUUUUGUGGGACACGCGGUUGUUACAACAGCGUCCUUAGUACGGAACUCGCAAUGUACCACAUUUUUCGUCUACUCCUUUCUAUUUCAGUUAGAAUACACUUGCUCUGUAGUCAAUGCAGAAACGUUUUCAAUCCUUCACUACCCCACUUCAAUUAUAAUUAAAAAAACGUCUUCCAUUUUGUGCUCAUGACGGCAUCAUCAGCUGUUCGGCAUCGCUUUGUCCUAUUCUAUUGGUAAUUUGCGGUCUCAGGAAGAACGGUUCACAAA